Dictyostelium discoideum AX4 is the source of this 2349-nucleotide messenger RNA. Its product is annotated as Kelch repeat-containing protein. The record is from RefSeq and is a predicted model, not a curated record. The coding region runs from base 1 to 2349 and encodes 782 amino acids. The transcript has a single exon. Gene Ontology annotation, biological process: protein homooligomerization. NCBI's taxonomy places the organism in Eukaryota, Evosea, Eumycetozoa, Dictyosteliales, Dictyosteliaceae.
AUGACACAUAAAAAAGAUAAAGAUAAUGAAAAUUUAUCAGAAAAAUUAGAAAUUCAAAAUAAAGAAAUUAAAGAGAUUAAAUUAUCAAUAAAAGAAAUUACAAGAUCUAUUGAAAAUGUUUAUCAAUUAUUAUUAACCAAUAGGAAUUUAUGUAGUCAUUGUCAACAACAAAAAUUGAAUAAUAGUGGUGGUGGUAUCAACAAUACCAACAAUAGUAAUAAUAAUAAUAAUAAUAAUAAUAAUAAUAAUAAUAAUAAUAAUAAUAAUAAUAAUAAUAAUAAUAAUAAUAAUAAUAAUAAUAAUAAUAAUCUUGUAAAUAAUAACCAUGUAAAUAAUAAUAAUAAUAUUAAUAUAAAUAGUAAUGGCAUAAAUAAUACUAUAAAUAAUAAUAAUAAUGUAAUUAAUAAUAGUAAUGGAAGUAGUAGUAAUUUAUUGGGAACAAUAAAUAAUAGUAUAAGUAAUAGUUUAAAUAAUCAUGAACAAAUUAAAUUUUUACAAAGAAGUAAAACCUUUUCACAAGAGAGUGAUAUUCUUACACAAACUCUCACUGAUAGAGCAAAUUAUUUAAAUAAUAGUUUUCAACAAAUUGGAAAUAAUGGUAAUAGAUCCCCAAGAAAUAUAUCACAACCACCAUCACCAUCUUCACCCUCAUCAUUAUCAUCUUCUUAUUCUUCAACUUCAUCUUCCUCAUAUUUAAUAGUUAAUAAUAAUAAUAAUAAUAAUAAUAAUAAUAAAAAUUGUAAUAAUAGUAAUAAUAGUAGUAGUAAUAAUAACAAUAGUAAUAAUAAUAUAAGUAAUACACCACCAAAAGUACCAAUAUUACAUUUAAAAAAAGAUGUUUCAAAUCCAGGAUUAAUUAAACAAUGGAUAAGUGAUACAGUUAGAAUUAAAGCAGAUGAUAAAAAUGUUGAUGAGAAAAUAAUAAAAUUAGAUAUUGGUGGUAAAUUUUAUUCAACUUCAUUGAGUACAUUAACAAAGUAUCCAAAUUCAAUGUUGGGUGUAAUGUUUUCUGGUCGUUAUGAAUUACCACGUGAUAAAGAUGGUAAAGUAUUCAUUGAUAGAGAUGGUAAAUUAUUUGGUUUUAUAUUAUCCUAUCUAAGGGAUGGACCAUUAUGGAUACCACCAGUUGAUAUGGAUUUAAAGAGAAGAGUCGAGGUUGAAAUGUCCUAUUUCGGUCUCCCAAGUAUUCAAUAUACAACUCAAGUCGGUAUGAGUCCAAUGUCAACACCACGUUGUGUUUGUGAUGUUAAAAAUCAAACACUCGGUCAAAAUAGUGAACAUCAAGGUAUUUGGGAAGAAAUUAAAGGUAUGACUACAGGUAUAAAAUCAUUUAGAUUAUUAAUUACAAUGAAUAAUACAUUAUAUGCAAUUACUGAACGUAUUCAUGAACAAUCAAAUGAUAUUAGUUUAAAUAGUGGCAAUAACAAUAGUAAUAAUAAUAAUGGUAAUAAUACUAGUAAUAAUGUCAAUAGUAAUAAUAAUAAUAAUAGUAGUAUAAUAAUAAAUAAUAAUAAUAGUAGUAGUAAUAAUUUAUUAAAUUGUAAUAUAAGUAGUAAUAGUAGUACAAAUACAAGUGGUAAUAAUAGUCCAAGUUUAAGUGGUGGGUCAUCAUCAGUUACAAUUCAAUUUGAAGAAUAUAAUAUUAGAAGUAAUAGUUGGAGUUAUAUUUGUCCAGUAUUAGAUUCAAUGACUCCACAUUAUUUUGCAGCUGGAGUAGUUGGUGAUAGUAUUUAUGCUUUCCCCGACGCAGGUUUACAACAAUCAAUCUUUAGAUACGAUGCCAAAGAAAUGAAAUGGAAAAACACUGAAACCAAACUCCCAUGUGGUAAAACUGGUUUCAAUUUAGCCGUUUUAGAUGAUUACAUUUAUAUUAUCGGUGGUUAUAAAGGUUCAACUGUAUCUGAUUCUGUGGAAAGAUAUCAUCCAAAAUCAAAUAGUUGGUGUUCAGUUAGUAAUAUGUUAACAAAACGUGCUGAAGGUUCAACUGUAAUUCAUGAUAAUAAUAUCUAUAUUAUUGGUGGUUCAAUUCCAAAUACAACCAUUGAACGUUAUAAUCCUCAUUCAAAUGUUUGGUCAUUCGUUUGUAACCUCAGUAAUGGUCAAUUCAAAGUUUCAACAGCCGCUUCAAUUGAAGGUAAAAUUUAUGCAAUUGGUGCUGAAAAUGAAUCUUAUUCAAACAACAUUGUACUCCAAUUCAAUCCAACUACAAACUCUUGGAAAAGAGUGGCUCCAUUAUUGGCAAAUUCUUAUAAUCCUCAUAGUUCCGUGGUUUUAGAUCGUUUCAUUUAUUUCAUUCCUUGGGGUGGUGGUGGUUCAAAUGUUCAUAAAUAUGAAAGUUGUUUUUGUUAA